This is a messenger RNA of Aspergillus tanneri, 1437 nucleotides long. RefSeq lists its product as uncharacterized. The record is from RefSeq and is a predicted model, not a curated record. Gene Ontology annotation, molecular function: transmembrane transporter activity. The transcript has 4 exons. Bases 1 to 1437 code for a protein of 478 amino acids. Gene Ontology annotation, biological process: transmembrane transport. Lineage: Eukaryota; Fungi; Ascomycota; Eurotiomycetes; Eurotiales; Aspergillaceae.
AUGGCAGUUUCUGAGCUGCCAAAAUCCUGCAGACGUCGACCCUCAUUCUCGCCAGAAAAGGGAAUAACGAAUCCGGCUAAUCUGCCGACAGUUCGGAAGAUCCAUAUUGUCAUUGCUGGCAUCCAUUUUGUCUUCAAUAGUUCACUAGGAUCUUCCCUACCAUCAGGUGCCCAUGAUGCGAUUGCCCACUACUUCGCUAUUCCCCAGGAGAGCUUGAAAAUGGUCCUUCCGACGUCGUUGUACAUGGCGGGGUACGUCGUCGGACCGCUCAUCUUUGGCCCAAUGAGUGAAUAUUUCGGUCGUCGACCGGUUCUGCUCACUACCUUCACCAUGUAUCUCAUUUUCACCUUAGCCUGCGCCCUGGCUCCGACCUUCCCUGCGCUUCUGGUCUUUCGGUUUCUAUGCGGAUUGGGAGGUUCGGCGCCUAAUGCCGUGCUAGGUGGUCUUUACUCGGACAUCUACGAUGAUCCGCACCAGCGUGGAGUGGUAAUGAGUUGGUUCAUGUUCGCUUCGAUAUUUCCUCCCCUUUUGGGUCCGAUUAUCUCUGGAUUCGUCUCCGUCGUCUCCUGGAGAUGGACCUUCUGGGCGGGACUGAUCAUCGCUGUAGCGGGAUAUCCUCUCGUUCUGACCAUGCCUGAGACUUACAUGCCGGUGUUGGUCCGGCGAUAUGAAUGGGCUCUGUCGAGUGAGCAACGGUCAGUCUGGGAGGAAUUCCGUCUGCAGAUGCGCGAGUUCUUUGAUAGAAUGGGAUCCGUGCUGAGUCGUCCGUUCGUAAUGAUUGUUCAAGAGCCGAUUGUGUUCUGUUGUUCGAUCUAUCUGGCUCUUAUUUAUUCGAUCCUCUACCUUUUCUUCCAGGCAUAUCCCAUCGUUUUCCAUAAACUAUAUGGUCUAUCUCCGGGCAUUACCGGUCUCGCAUUCCUUCCUAUCCUCCCCGGUUCCAUCCUCGCCUUCACCACCUUCGUUCUCUACAGCACAUACCACACGAAGGCCCUGAAAUCCAGCCUCCCAUGGGCCCAAGUGGAAGAGUCGCGUCGUCUCCCACUCGCCUGCAUCGGCGCACCGACGAUCCCAAUCGCGCUGUUCUGGCUCGGCUGGUCCGCCCGACCCACCAUCCACCCGGUGCUGCCCAUGAUGUCCGGCGUGUUCUUCGGCUUCGGAUACCUGCUUAUCUUCAUGGCGCUGAUCAACUACCUCACCGAUGCGUAUAAGCAGGACUCAGCCUCGGCGUCCGCUGCGGCUAGUACGCUGCGUUCGAUCUUCGCUGUUUGUUUGCCGUUGGCGACUACUCCGAUGUAUACUAAUCUGGGGAUCCAGUGGGCGAGUUCCCUGCUGGGGUUUUUUGCGCUAGUGGUGGCCGUUAUUCCAUUUGUGUUUAUUCGGUAUGGGGCGUGGAUUCGGGAGAACAGUAGAUUUGCCAGCAAGCAGGAGGUAAGGUAA